Molecule: messenger RNA, 411 nt
Organism: Cyclocybe aegerita
Lineage: Eukaryota; Fungi; Basidiomycota; Agaricomycetes; Agaricales; Hemipholiotaceae
Source: the annotation of a GenBank genome assembly
AUGGGGCGAGUGUUAUGUCUGUGCUGGGAGCGGGUGUGGGAGAAGGUGGACGUAGACGACCUCGGAAUGAAGACGAAUUAUGGGUGGCUUCCCGCGAUGCUCGAGACCGCGUCGUACAAUGACCUCAUGAUUUCGGAAUUCGCAAAGCGCGAACCCACCAACGGCUUCACACACAUGUAUCCCGGCUCCGUCAACACGGCGAUGGUCUUUCCCUCUAACCCUAUUCUCGAGGUCAUCAUACGCAUUAUCCACCCAAUCCUUCGGUUAUUCCUCCUGAACGACUCGGCGCAGUCCACCGACCACGGAGAUGAUAUAGGUCUAAAGAAAUUCCCAGCGGCGGACAGUAUGACCCCGGAGGAGCUGCAGAAGAGGUUAUGGAACCAUACGCUUCAGGAGACUUCUAUUUCGUAG